Messenger RNA from Kuraishia capsulata CBS 1993, 960 nucleotides. RefSeq lists its product as uncharacterized. The transcript has a single exon. The record is from RefSeq and is a predicted model, not a curated record. Bases 1 to 960 code for a protein of 319 amino acids. Lineage: Eukaryota; Fungi; Ascomycota; Pichiomycetes; Pichiales; Pichiaceae.
AUGUCUACAACUCCCGUAUUGGGCUUUUCUGAGCCACACACGCCAGAGGAAGCGAUGCAAGACUCACGUGGAGACCCCCUCGCUGGACUGAGUGAUCUAAGUACUCCCGAGCCUGGGAACGCAGGGAUGGGCUUUAAAUUCGGGUUGCAACCCCUGAAUCCACAUGAUAUCCCAGUGGAUACCGCCAAACUGGUUUUGGAGGCAAAUGCGCUCGUGGAAUCGAUCACAACGUGGAGGAAGGGGAAAGUGUACACAUACGAUGCCCCGGUGGCAGGGUUAGAAGUGCCAACGUUCUCGACCAUCCUCGACGGUGAAUACUGGUGUGCGCGAGUGAGCCAUGUCAACACGGAUACUUAUCCGUUUGCGACUUUGGUAAAGCAUCUGACCGGAGCUGAGUUCAAGGAGGGCGAGUGGGUGAUUAGAGACCGCUACAGACACACGGAGUCUGAAGGAAGGUAUAUCCAGUUGGUGGUGAGGUGGCGGCCCAUUCAAUGGUCCAGUUUCUCGAAGUCAGUUCUCGAAGGUUCUACAGACACUUUCAGUCCCGAAUUCUCGUAUCUACAGGACUGGAUAUGCGUGAAUCUGGAGUACCGGUUCGGGUCGAUGUUGUCGAAUCGCGAAUUUAAUGAAUUCAUAUUGGUGACUCCACCCAAGAGACUGUGUGACUUGAACCCGGAUGAGGCUGACGAGUCACUGGUGUGUUUUGUGAUAAGUCUGGUGGCAAACUACACGGUUACGGCUGGAAAUGUCCAUGCGGCGUAUUGCUCGGUGGAGAGGUUGAAGUACGAUCCCCAGACAAACCAAGUGGAAUGGGCCAUGGCAACUUGUAGCGAUGCUCGUGGAAACCUUCCGAGAAAGCUGCAACGAUUGAUGGCGGCCAAGGCAAUAUCCCACGACGUGCCCAGUUUUCUACAGUUUCUGAAUGCGUUGAGAAAAGACGAAGAUGGUUCGAUCAACUAG